AUGGCAUCGUCUUCGCAACUAGUUUCCAACCCAGUCAAGCGACGAAAUCGCAGACGCCGUCAAGACAAGCCCGCCAUUGCUGCUAAACUUGUCCUUGACGACCACAUCAAGAGCGAUGUCGGCAUAGUGUCCGAAGACAUAUUCCGCGACCUUUUCCCUCACCUGGCUAACGCUCAACUCUACCAAGGCGCCACCGAGGAUGUCCACCACAUUGCGAUCGCUCCAUGGCAACCGAACGCGAACCCUAUCGACAGCCCGUGGUCGAUUGUACCGAUUAUAGAGUCUUCCGCGCUUGCUCCCUCGACCGUCCGGUUCUCGCCGUCUUCUGCUUCUCUACAGAGCUUCGCCGUCACCCUGCAGCAAGUUGCACCAUCCAAGCUAUCGAGCCAUAGCCGUGGUGGAAUCGAAAUUCUGGUCCUCGAUGUUGCGCCCGUUCCUCUCGAGACCGUUUUCGUGAGUCUGGAGAGUGAAUUGACGAAAAGACUCGAAAAUGGGGAGGGGACAUUCUACAGAGAUCAUCCCGCAAGCUUCAAGGAGAAAAGCGCCGGUUCGACGUCCGAUGACCGACUUGUGGCUUCUCUGAGGGCUGCCUUGAGCAGUCUCAAGGUUGUCCAUGCUGGUGAUUUGUUCCCGCUUCCUCUACCGCCACACCCGUUCACUCAUGUACCCCCCAAUCCUGGAAAGAUCAUGUUGUGUGAGCCCGUUGCUCAAGGUGUCUUGACGGAGUCGACCAAAAUCAUUCUUAUGCGCGGUCGCGUCCAUACCAAGCAGAUACGCCGUGUUGCUUCCAUGACGGCGAGCCAGCAGCUCAAUGGCGUGCCCGAAGACGAGGACGAUACAAGUACAGAUCAGUUCUAUUCUGCGGCCGAGGAUCGCGAUAAGUCGGGAAUGAUAGAAGACAUGGAAUCGGCCACCGAGACGGAGCCAGAUUUGUCGGACUUUGAGAACGAGGAUGAGCUGUCGGACGAUUCUAUGGACGACAUGAUUUCUUUGCAAGCGCCUACGCUACCAACAACCAAUGCCAGCGGUGUAUCGACAUUACAGCCUGGAACGCCAAUGACUGUAGGAACGCUUCGCGGGAGAAAGACGAAUGGAAUCACAACCCCUGGCUCUGUUUUCUCUAAUUACACUGCGACUACUGCUCGACCAGAUAGGCCCCGAGGCCGCCUAUUCAAGGCGCAAGGCUUAAUGGAGCAGAUCCCUGCAGACAUCUUACACCCAAAGCCAUCGAUAGAAGACGACGAGGAAGCGCGCAUCUACGUUGAUGUGACAUCCCUAAGUCGCAUUGGGUGCUUCUCUGGAGAUUGGGUCAGGAUCGAAGCUGCUGAAGAACCUCCUGCAAACGGAUUUGGUGCUUUUGGCCUGGGAAGCUUUGGACAAGCCGAGCCUGAACCCGCGAAAUGGCGACCUGUUCGAGUUUAUGGACUCCCUGAAGGCUAUUCGCAACGCCCUAUGACCAGGAUACCAAGUGCUAAGCAUGGCGAGCGAAGGCUGUCUUUUUUCGAAUCGCAAAUCCAACGACCUGCCAGUCCUACUGCCUAUGCAUCUCCCAUCCUCCUCGCCAACCUCGACGAUGCGCCUUAUCUCCGUCUCGCGCCUCUGAAGAAAUCAUCAUAUCAAGGGAAGGGGACAAUUCCUAGAUUCACUAGCGCAGCCAGACCUCCGUAUGCUCGAGACAUUACUAUCCAUCACAUUCGAACUCCCAUUUCUGCAGAGCGGGCUUUUCAAACCGCCGUUCUGGGUGGCCUAAAGCGUUACUUUGCGCAGAAAAUCCGCCUUGUUCGAAGCGGAGAUCUUAUUGCUGUCCCGGUCGACGCUGAGCUCGGCCGUACACUGCAGGAGAUGCCCGGCGCUGGAGGGUCGGAAGUGGACGACGUGAUGGCGCUUACUGUCGGCGGCCAGGAGACUGGAAAGCAGCCUUCCAAGUUUGACAGCGUUGCGUGGUUCAAAGUUGGGCACAUCCAGAUUCACAAGUCUGAUGAAGACGAGGACGGAAGUGCUGAGGCUUUCUGGGGAUCAGUUGCAUGCAUUGAUAGCUCGUCUGUUGCUAUGCAUGGCUCGGGCUUUGAAACAAGCCGGAUUCCUGGUAUCAAGCAGAGCACAUGGCAGUAUUACCUUGGCCUUAAAAAGACACCCAAGAAGCCAUCAGAAACAACUCCAGCCCCUAUUCAAGAGCCUGAGUUGCCCUAUGUAUCACCUCUCAGACGCCAGCUGAGGGAGCUGAUCGCAGCUGCUACAAGCGCGAGGGCGAUUCAUCUGAAGAUGCCUCCUGUUGCGGUGUUAUUGACCUCCACGCAUCGAAAUAUUGGAAAAUCCACUCUGGCAGCAGGCGCCUGCUCCGAUAUGGGUCUGCAUACAUAUACUAUAGACGCUUACGAUAUCCUCAGCGAAGGAAGUGGCAGUGGAAGUGAUGUCAAGACAGAGGGCUUCCUCAGGACAAGGGCAGAGCGCGCUAUGAGUUGCGGUUCUGACUGCUGUGCUCUGCUAGUCCAACACGUCGAGGCUCUCACUGCCGAUCGAAUUGAGUCGACAAUCAAGGAAAUCCUUGAAGACACUCGAGUUAUGAUUGCCACAACGAACGAGGUCGACAAGGUACCUGAUGGAGUCCGAGCACUGUUUACGCAUGAGUUGGAAAUGACAGCACCUGACGAAGCAGAGCGUGAAUCCAUUCUCAAAUCCAUUAUUAGCGACAGAGGUGUCAGUCUUGAGCCGUCUAUUGAUCUCAACUCGAUCGCCCUGAAGACUGCUGCGCUUGUAGCUGGCGACUUGGUAGAUGUGGUUGAGCGUGCGUCUAUCGCUCAGCAAUCAAGACUUGAACAACUAUCGGCGAAGAAUACGCACGAGAACACCAUAAUAACUGUACGAGAUGUGCAGGUUGCUGGUGGCCCUCUGGCCCGCUGUCUGACCAAGAGUGAUUUUGAGAUUGCUGUUGAAGCUGCUCGCAAGAACUUCUCCGACUCCAUUGGUGCACCCAAGAUCCCUAAUGUUACCUGGGACGACGUAGGUGGUCUCAACAACGUCAAGGAGGCUGUUACCGAAACGAUUCAACUGCCUCUUGAACGCCCUGAGCUCUUUGCAAAGGGCAUGAAGAAGCGAUCGGGCAUUCUCUUUUAUGGCCCUCCUGGAACUGGAAAGACAUUGUUGGCCAAGGCGAUUGCUACAGAAUACAGUCUCAACUUCUUCAGUGUCAAGGGGCCCGAGUUGCUCAACAUGUACAUUGGAGAGUCUGAAGCCAACGUUCGACGUGUGUUCCAGCGUGCUCGCGAUGCUAGGCCCUGUGUCGUCUUCUUUGAUGAGCUGGAUUCCGUGGCUCCUAAGCGUGGUAACCAAGGAGAUAGUGGUGGUGUUAUGGAUCGUAUCGUUUCUCAGCUUCUGGCAGAACUGGAUGGCAUGUCUGGAGGGGACGACGGUGGCGGCGGUGUCUUUGUUGUUGGCGCAACCAACAGACCAGAUCUUUUGGAUCCUGCCCUUCUGCGUCCUGGUCGCUUCGACAAAAUGCUUUACUUGGGUGUCUCUGACACCAACGAUAAGCAGCAAACCAUUCUAGAAGCACUUACCAGAAAAUUCACCCUCCAUCCGUCCGUUUCUCUCGCGUCUGUGGCAGAGAAACUCCCGUUCACCUACACUGGUGCCGAUUUCUAUGCUCUGUGCAGUGAUGCAAUGCUCAAGGCGGUUACACGCCAGGCCACAGCAGUAGACAACAAGAUCCGCGCCAUCAACGCCGACCCAGAAACCCAUCACCCUAUCUCAACAGCCUAUUACUUUGACCACUAUGCCACACCAGAGGAUAUCGCCGUCAUGGUCCAGGAACAAGACUUCCUUGCUGCUAAUGACGAGCUCAUUCCUAGUGUCAGUGCUGGCGAAUUGGCUCAUUAUGAGCAUGUCAGGGCUACUUUUGAGGGAGUUCGAGGGACAGAGAAGGACAGUAAGCCUGCCCCGGUUCAACGGGCUGUGUCAGGGGCAUCGGCAUCGUCCAAGGGCAAGGGUAAAGCAGUCGCAUCGGGACCCAGCAAGGGCAAAGGCAAGGCGAUUGCCUUGACCAGUGACGACGAAAUCGACGAAGAGGAUGAGGUAGAUGAUAUGAACGGACAGUCCAAGGGCAAGGGAAAGGCACCCAUGGGUUUCCAGGACGGAACAGCCAGCGAUGAUGAAGGGCUGUAUUAA
This is a messenger RNA of Fusarium pseudograminearum CS3096, 4164 nucleotides long. RefSeq lists its product as uncharacterized. Gene Ontology annotation, molecular function: ATP binding; ATP hydrolysis activity. Gene Ontology annotation, cellular component: cytosol; peroxisomal membrane. The transcript is spliced from 3 exons. Lineage: Eukaryota; Fungi; Ascomycota; Sordariomycetes; Hypocreales; Nectriaceae. Gene Ontology annotation, biological process: protein import into peroxisome matrix. The record is from RefSeq and is a predicted model, not a curated record. Bases 1 to 4164 code for a protein of 1387 amino acids.